Messenger RNA from Cuscuta campestris, 1275 nucleotides. The record is from the annotation of a GenBank genome assembly. NCBI's taxonomy places the organism in Eukaryota, Viridiplantae, Streptophyta, Magnoliopsida, Solanales, Convolvulaceae.
AGCAGGCAACAUGAAAUUCGGAUUUUGAACCAUGCCUCGGUAAUGUAUUACUUCAAGAGGUAAUCAAGCGUAGACAAGGGGUUAAAUCCUAUGGAGAACGAUGGGACAAAACCUAAUCUGCGGGAAAAAUUUGGUUGUAGACAAAAGCAUUGAAAAAGCAUAUAUCCAUGCAAUAAGAUCAGCUCAACAUUUCAUAUAUAUUGAAAACCAGUAUUUUCUUGGGUCAUCAUAUGCUUGGCCAUCAUACAAAGAUGCAGGUGCUGAUCAUUUGAUCCCAAUGGAGUUGGCACUAAAGAUUGUUAGUAAAAUUAGAGCCAAGGAAAGAUUUGCUGUAUACAUAGUUGUUCCAAUGUGGCCUGAAGGGGAUCCCAAGUCAGCUACCACACAAGAAAUCCUCUAUUGGCAGAGCCAGACAAUGCAGACAAUGUAUCAAGUUAUUGCAAGGGAGAUCAAGUCUAUGCAGCUUGAUGCACAUCCUUUGGACUUCUUGAAUUUCUAUUGCCUUGCCAACCGGGAAGAAGCUGGUUCAGUGACUCCGUCGCUUAGUGCCACAGAUAAGGUUUCAGAUGCAUAUAAGUUUCAGCGAUUCAUGAUAUAUGUGCAUGCAAAAGGAAUGAUAGUUGAUGACGAGUAUGUCAUUUUGGGAUCUGCCAACAUAAACCAGCGAUCAAUGGCUGGCUCAAAAGACACUGAGAUAGCUAUGGGUGCCUACCAGCCUCAACAUACAUGGGCAAAAAGACAGCGACAUCCUCGUGGACAGGUCUAUGGAUACCGAAUGUCUUUGUGGGCAGAGCACUUGGGAAUGCUGGAAGAAUGUUUUAAUGAGCCAGGGGAGCUGCAGUGUGUGAAGAAAGUGAAUGAGGUUGCUCGGGAAAACUGGAGAAAAUACACGGACGACACCUUCCAUCACUUGCAGGGCCAUCUUCUGCAGUAUCCUCUACUGGUGAAUGCGGAUGGUAAAGUAUGUCCCCUACCUGGGCAUGAAAAUUUCCCGGAUAUCGGGGGUAAGGUAAUUGGAACUCCCUCCACUACACUUCCCGAUGUUCUGACAACGUAAUAAUUCUUGCAUCCCCAACUUCUCUUUCUCUCUUCCCUUUGAGCGAAUGUUAUUUGUUGUACGCACACUUGGAAAUAUUUUCAGUUGAAUGUACUUGGCGUGUUUCUUUUUCUCAUUUCCCUACUUGAGGAGAAUGGCAUAUUGGGUUUCAGCCUAUGAUUGAAUGUAGAUAUGCGAUUCCAUGGACACAAGUAAGAUAAUACAGCGUUUAGAGCUUG